CAGCAACCGGAAGCGAGAAGCCGAAGGGCGGGCGGAGCGGUUUGACGGUUGCACCGGGCAAGAUGGCGGACCGGGAGGAGGCGCUGAGGGAGUUCGUGGCCGUGACCGGGGCCGAGGAGGAGCGGGCGCGCUUCUUCCUGGAGUCGGCGGGCGGAGACCUCCAGAUCGCCCUGGCCAGUUUCUACGAAGACGGUGGCGAUGAGGACAUCAUUACCCUCCCGCAGCCGGCACCCAGCUCCAUUACCAGAGGCACUGCACCCAGUGACCACAGGGUGACGUCAUUCCGAGACCUCGUCCAUGCUCAGGAGGAGGAAGAGGAGGAGGAAGAAGGGCAAAGGUUUUAUGCCGGAGGCUCAGAACGCAGCGGGCAGCAGAUCGUCGGUCCCCCGAGGAAGAAGAGCCCCAACGAACUGGUGGAGGAUUUGUUUCGUGGGGCCAAAGAGCACGGGGCGGUGGCUGUCGACAGAGCCACCAAGAGCCCCGGGGAGAGCAGCGGCAGCAGGCCGAAGCCCUUUGCAGGCGGAGGGUACCGUCUGGGAGCCGCUCCCGAGGAGGAGUCAGCCUACGUGGCCGGAGAGAUGAGGCACAACGCAGCCCAGGAUGUCCACGUCGUCCUGAAGCUGUGGAAGAGUGGCUUCAGCCUGGAUGGCGGAGAGCUGCGGAGCUACCAAGACCCGGCCAACUCUCAGUUCUUGGAGUCGAUCCGCAGAGGGGAGGUCCCUGCAGAGCUUCGUCGGUUGGCCCGCGGCGGGCAGGUGAACUUGGACCUGGAGGACCACCGCGACGAGGACUUUGUGAAACCCAAAGGCUCCUUCAAGGCUUUCACCGGAGAAGGGCAGAAGCUGGGCAGCACCGCCCCCCAGGUGAUGGGCUCAAGCUCUCCGGCGCAGCAGGCGGAGAAUGAAGCGAAGGCCAGCUCCUCGGUCUUUAUUGACGAGGCGGAGCCCACCACCAACAUCCAGAUCCGGCUGGCAGAUGGCGGGCGGCUGGUCCAGAAGUUCAACCACAGUCACAGGAUCCGCGACAUCCGGCUCUUCAUCGUGGACGCCCGGCCAGCGAUGGCGGCCACCGGCUUCGUCCUCAUGACCACCUUCCCGAACAAAGAGCUGUCGGACGAGGACCAGACCCUGAAGGAAGCCAACCUCCUCAACGCCGUCAUCGUCCAGCGGUUAAUAUAACGGAGCCCACCGGCCAGCCACGCGCCUGUCUCAUAUUACCCCCCCCCCCCCGACUUGCGCGCGCCCCGUACAGCACGGUGCCACGGCUGUGUCCCGAGGCUGGGUUCCGGGCUCUCUCGGGUUGGACUCUUUAGUUGCGUUUCCCACUCUCUCUCUCUCUCUCUUUUUUUUUUUUUGGUGCUGAUUGACGGACUUUAAAGAAAUUAAAACCAAACACAGACUUUUGAACUCCCCCCCCCCCCCGUUGCGUCCGCUGCACACACCUCCGCCGGAUAACUUAUGGAGCAGAUUUCCCGUCCCGAGGGGGGUGGGGAGAGGGAAGGGCCGAAGGGCACGUGACCUUCUUUUCCCUUUCCGCGGUAGCCGCUCAAAUUCUUCUCUUCGAUGUAAUAAAUAAAGAAUGCCCCCAAAGAGGGGCCUCGUCAUCUCAGUUGCCA
Heteronotia binoei (common prickly gecko) is the source of this 1615-nucleotide messenger RNA. It is a transcript of the gene NSFL1C, whose product is annotated as NSFL1 cofactor. The transcript is spliced from 9 exons. Gene Ontology annotation, molecular function: ubiquitin binding. The record is from RefSeq and is a predicted model, not a curated record. The coding region runs from base 63 to 1178 and encodes 371 amino acids. Gene Ontology annotation, biological process: Golgi organization; proteasome-mediated ubiquitin-dependent protein catabolic process; autophagosome assembly. NCBI's taxonomy places the organism in Eukaryota, Metazoa, Chordata, Lepidosauria, Squamata, Gekkonidae. Gene Ontology annotation, cellular component: cytosol; nucleus.